AUGACUACCAGCCCUCGCUUCUACGAGCAGCCUCAGGGCUUCGACUGGCUCGACGCCAUGUCGAGAAAUAAAGCAUUCUACGACCCACGAACCAUCGAGGUAAACACUGAUGCAAUCCUUGCACCACGACCUCGCCUAUCUUCUUGCUCUGGGGGACUAACCCCCCGAGCCCUCGCUGCCCUGCCCUCGACAGACCACAAGGCUGUCAUCUCAAAGUGGGCACAGGAAACUUCAGAUUCUCCCAUUCGCAAAUCUGGGGACGACAACAACACCGAUACCGACUUCACUGAAAACGAUGAAAGUGAUGUCGCAUCGGUUACCUCAUCCACUGUCUGUACCUCCAUCGACAGUGAUAUCCAACUUGAGGCCAAACCUCCCUUCCCUCAACAGAGACCAGCAACUAGUGCUCUGUUUGAUUUGCGAACUCAAAUUUGCCAAGCAGGUGAUCCCAAAAAGGGACGGAGUCAGACUGCCUGUGCGAAAUUUGCCGAAGAUGAUUACAUGUAUUCGCCAUUCGAGGACAUCGAGAUACCUUCCAUGGCCUUGUCUUCCACCGUAUCCGCGUCUUCUUUCACAGCCUCUACCGGGGAACUGAAUAUUGGGAAGCUCCUCGCAGGUAAAGUGCGACAAGUGGUAUCUCACCGUUCGUCGGCAUGCAAGAAGUUCAAGAAAAUGUUCAAGCAUUAA
Messenger RNA from Penicillium manginii, 687 nucleotides. RefSeq lists its product as uncharacterized. The transcript has 2 exons. The record is from RefSeq and is a predicted model, not a curated record. The coding region runs from base 1 to 687 and encodes 228 amino acids. Lineage: Eukaryota; Fungi; Ascomycota; Eurotiomycetes; Eurotiales; Aspergillaceae.